Messenger RNA from Paramecium tetraurelia, 1488 nucleotides. RefSeq lists its product as uncharacterized. The transcript is spliced from 2 exons. NCBI's taxonomy places the organism in Eukaryota, Ciliophora, Oligohymenophorea, Peniculida, Parameciidae. The record is from RefSeq and is a predicted model, not a curated record.
AUGAAAUCCAAUGGAGGAGGUGACCAUAAUAAAAAUAUUUAGACAUCUGGAACUCUUAGGAGAAUAAAAAGAAUGAGGUUGAGAUCAAAGAAUUAGUAGGGUUAAAAUGAUGUGGCAAGUAAAAAAAUGGCUGGUAAUAAUUCAACUUUAUCAUUACAUAUUAUUAAAACUAAAUCACUUUUUAAACACAAAAAACUAAUUAAAUAAAGCACUCAAAGUAGAGAGAGUCUAUUUCAAGACCCCCUCUAGAAAGAUCAAAAAAAUGUCAAAUUAGCACAAGAGCCAAAUGUUAAAUAAUAAUCAACAAAAAAUAAAUAGACUAUAUCAUAAAGAAAAUUAAGAAGAAAUGAAAAGCUUAAAGAAUUGAUAGAUGCUUAAAUAAAAGCAUAAAUUAAUCAAAAGAUCAAAUUUCAUGAUACAAAAUUUAAAGCCCUAACAGAAAUUGGAAUUCCAACAAUAAAUUUAAAUUAGGAUAAAAUAAUAUAAUUUAUUGAGUAAUUUCAAAACGAGAUAAAAUAGAAUGAUGAGAGCAUAAUAUAGAAGUUAGUGGGUGCAAUUGGAGAGGGAUAUGCUGAAAGAGGAGAUGAGGUUAUUUCAAAUGUAGAUGCAAAAGAAAUGAUGAUUCAAAAAUAGGUUGAGUUCUAUUUAGAAAAUUGUGGAAUCAAACUUGAAUGGACAUUGGAGAGGUGGAGGAAAUUGAUAAGAAGAACGUUAUUUGUGGUACCUUUUUGCCAUAUGCCUAACGUGAAGAUAAAGGAGUAUUUAAAUGGAAGAGAAAGAUACUAAAUCAUGUUCGAAACUUUAAAUCUCUUUACUUUAAUCAAUAGAUGGAGCAACACUUAAAUGUUUCAUCAAUUUAGUUAGAAUUUCCCAUUUUAAGUAAAAGAUGACAUCGAAAUCAAGGAGUUGGUUAAUGAAAAUGAAUUGCACAAUAUUCGAUAAAUAAGAGAAUAUUUAAGUAGAAUUAUGACUGCAUUGAAUGACAUAUAUUAAUUGAAAUUUCAAAAGGAAUUUUAAGUUGAUCUUUAUUAGACAAAUAAUCAAUUAUAAGAUUUAUAGGUUGAAUAUUAUUUGAGAAAGAUGAAAGUACUUUAACUAAAGCCAGUAAAUUUACCAUAGGCCAUGAAAGAAUAAAUAGAAUAACUUUCAUCAAAAGUGCAAAUUUAAAAAGAUCCGAUUAUUGAUGAGCCAUCAAAAAAAUAAAUGGAUUAAGAAAAAUAAAUAAAACCAUAAAAUUAGGUGUAAUAAAAGAAAAAGAUACAAAUCAAUCUAAUCAAAUCGAAGACUUUACUAGAAUAUUUUAAACCUGUAAAGAAUUAGAAUAGUAUAAAUGCUGAUGUAAAUUCUCAGGGCUUGAGUUAAAAUAAGGACAAGAAUGGGAAAUAGACACCCGAAAGUAAAUCUUAAUUCUCCUAUUUUGAGAUCUUGGAUGAACUUUUUAGUAAUAAAUUUGGUAAAACAAUAUAAAAGGAAGGAUAAAAAAAAUGA